Messenger RNA from Plasmodium fragile, 6765 nucleotides. Its product is annotated as serine/threonine protein kinase. Gene Ontology annotation, biological process: protein phosphorylation; mitotic DNA damage checkpoint signaling. Gene Ontology annotation, cellular component: cytoplasm; nucleus. The record is from RefSeq and is a predicted model, not a curated record. Gene Ontology annotation, molecular function: ATP binding; protein serine/threonine kinase activity. Bases 1 to 6765 code for a protein of 2254 amino acids. Lineage: Eukaryota; Apicomplexa; Aconoidasida; Haemosporida; Plasmodiidae. The transcript has a single exon.
AUGAAGCGAAUAUAUGUGAACAAAAAAAUGUGGCACAUUUGUGUGAGCAAAAAAAUAAAGCAAAAUGACAUUCCGCAGCUCCGCAAAAUUGUAACUUUUCUUAUAAAAAGGUAUCCCCUGAAAAAGGGGGGAAAAAUACAUCACCUGAACAAACAUGUGUAUGUAACUCUCGUCGUAUACAUCGUGAUUCACCGAAAUGGAAGAAACUUGGCCCACGUUUUUACUCGAUUUUUGAAUGGCAUUAUUGUUAAGUACCUUGGAACGCUGUUCCACGUUGUAAGCAACAAAUUGUGCAUGCGGGGAAAGGGCACAGGAGGGAGGACGCACAACGGCGUGUACUACACCCACUUGUGGAGCUCGCUACACAGUAGUAGGGAGGUACCUUCAAGAAGCACCCUAAGGUAUGUCUUCAUAAGGGCGCAUUUGAUAAGCACGUAUAGUGUUGUCUACGCCUAUGUGAGUGAUACUGUAGGGCGGGAGCUUGCUUUUCCCCGUGGUAAGCGCACGAAAUGUGAGCGUCAGCAGGGUGAGGUCUACCCAUUAGAGGGUAACCUGUGGGGUGAUUUCCCCCAUCGUGUACAUGUGCACCUCCUUUUCAACCUCGCCAAGUAUAGCCCCGCCUCCCAGCUGCAGAAAGAGUUGCUUAAAAAAAGGGCAAAACACGAACUCCUAAAAGGGGUGGUGGGAACCCGUUUUGGUGACCUGAGAAGGAAUUUUCCACCCGGAAAGGCAGCCACAAUGCCAAGUAGCCACACCUAUACUCUCAUCGGUCCAUCUCGAAAACGGCAUUUCGUUCUGUGCAAAUCUUUUUACUCACGUGUUACACAAUUUAUAAAUCAAAUGAAUGGCAUGGCUCUCAAGUAUAGGACUGGCGGGAAGGUCAUGGCCCACUUCUACAGUUUCCUUCAAAGAGAGACAUUCAAAAGUGAGGCUUCUAAAAAGUUCGCAAAAAUAGUUAGCUUCUAUUUUAUGAAGCAUCCUAAAGGGGUGCCACAUACACGUGCAGGUGACAAAAUGGUUAAGCAGUGGAAUGGGAGAGGAGAUGAAGGUACUGACUCCACUUCACUGAGCAUCAUCAAGAGGGGGAACAUUACCCAUCGAGGGGGACACAUGGACAAAUUUUCAAGCGUCCUCAUCACAGCUAUCCUAGGCAAACAAAUGGAGGGACAACGACCCCAGAUGGUUUGCACAAAGAAGAAAGUAUAUCACUACAAUAAGUCGACCAGGCGUAUUAAAAUUCGAUACGAUCAUACACGCAACAACGAGCGAAGGUUUGGCGCUCCGCACACCAUCUGCACAACUCACCCAGUCAGGUCAAAGGAAAAGGACACAAAUGAGGAAGACUUCCACCUAGAAAUGGAGCUGCUUAAAAAGUGCUGCCACUACCAAAGGGUGAUACGCCAAAUGUUAAAGAGACGUAAACAAGUCAUGAAGAACAGGCAACACGAUGAAGAGGGAAAAAAUCAUCUUAGUUAUUGUUUUUUCACGCAAAUGAGUGAUCUCCAACUAAUACGCAAUUGGAAGAAAAAGGGUACAACGUGCAUGAGGGAAAAAUUGACACACAAAGGAUUAAACGAGUGUCACAUCAACAGGUACUGUGCCCCCCACAAAGGAGUAUUAACAGUUGCACGUGGCACGACUACAGUACGUGCAUCGGCUGUGUCUCAUCUUAGGAAGCCAAAUGGGGGGAAGCUCAGCCCUAACGAACAAAUAACCCACCUGUUAAAGGAAAAGACGUCCCUUUUAACCCUCUGCGAGAGGGCUAAACGUGUAGUGCUUCUCAUCGAAAGCGAACACUUUGAAGUAAUCACAAAAUGCAUGCAGAGUAUGAAAUGUUUCACGCAUACGUAUGGGGAGAGCUUUCUACUAGUCCUGCAUCUAUUGCGACGGCAAAAUGUGGGUUCCAAGACAAAUGCUGCUGUAAUAGUUCAGCGUAGAGGGGGACAUUCUAUGAGAAAACGUAACAAGCGAGGUGGGAACAGAUUAGGCAAGAAGUACCCAUCACAUAUUGGAAGUGAGUUAUCCCCCGAGGAGCUUCACUCCUUUAUAUAUCUCUUCACACGAGUGUUUACUUCGUAUGUCUUUUUACUUUUUCACGCUCUGCGCAAGUACAAAGGGGAUAUUCAAAAGAGAUUUAUUCUGCUAAGAAUUGCAAUUAUCAACAAGCGGGGCAUAUCCUACAAAAGGGAAAAGCAGGAUGGAGUGCCAAUAGAGACAGGGAUGAAACUUCCAUCUGCAACAAACGUGGUGAUUACCAGAAAAGAGAAAAGCGAGUACUACCAAAGCUUAUUUAUCUCGCUCAUGUGUAAACUUUCUAGCAGUGCUAACUCUGCUUUUGUGCCAUUUUGGAAGAAUGGAUCCCAUGUGAAGGACAUACAACUUAUCCUUGUCCACCUCCUUCAAACCCUUUUAAGAAUCAUAAGCAACAGUCAUCAGAAGAGGGGCAGUACCUAUUUGGGAAAAAAAAAAAAUGAAGGCUGCACACAUUUUGAGGUAAAACUUGAGCGAGUAGCACAUCUAGUGGAGGAGCAAAUUUUGUGUAUUCUUUUAAAAAAGAAAUUUUGUUCCCACUUUGAAGAACUCCUCAUACAGGGUAAUGAGACUGGGGAGGGGAAGCCCCUUAGUAGAAGUCCCCUCAAGUGGGCAGAGUAUAUUGCUCACCAAAUAUUGAACCACCGAAAGAGCAAACGGAUUUGGCUUCGAAAAUAUUAUAAGAUGUAUUUGCAUUUCAUGAGAUAUAUUGAAAGGGGUCACAUUUUCAAAGGCGACAAACUGGUGCCUCUACACAAGAGACAUUGUUUCUCAUUUCCCAAUGGCGAGAAAUCAUUUCGGGAAAAAGGAAAAAGGACAUGGUUGUCCCAUUUUAAAGAAAAAUUUCGAAAAGUAAAAAACGAGUUUUACAUGCACAUGGUGGAGAAGUACUUUCUGCUCUUCACAAUCAUGUCUUCUGCAAAAAGAUCCCAAGUGGUCACCCCCUUUUUGAUGAUAUUUUUAAAAAUUUUGUUUUCCCUAUCGGAGCAGAAGAAUUUCCUUUUGCAGUUUUACUUUUACAGAGUGAGAAUUUUGGAAUUCCUGCUUCACUGCAUUGGAGGAAGUGGUGGUGGAGACCACGCGGACGGUUUUGCACCUAAAGAAGUUGACAUGCGCAAGCAAAGGGAGGAACAAUCUCUUCAUAUUCAGGGAAAAAGGCACACCAGUGGGAGCAAGACAAACGAAGAAGAUAACCACCUCAGCAUUGUCAGCCCCCCGUCAGGAAACCCUAAUAGUGAGCAAAGUAUAAAAGUGAGGAAACAAAUUUUUAUUCGCCCCCUUGCAUUAAAUCGUCUUCAUAGCCGCUCCCCAAAAUAUUUCGUCCAGAAGAAGUCCCCCAUUUUGGAGGAUCGGACCAACCAAUUAUGCACCGCGCUAUCCUCAGACAAACAUCAUCACCAAUAUGGUCGUGGAAAUUUGACGCGCAAAACGAAUGGAAAGGUACACCUUUCUCAGGAUGGAAUCGAUUUGGUAUCGAGAAAUGGGUCAGAUUGUCGGGGGGAAGACAAAUGGGAGCAGGUUGCACAAAUUGGGAAUGCAAUCCAAAAUAUCGACGUCGCCACAUGGACAGUCCUCUUGAUAUUCUCCCUCUGCACAUCGUACACUAGGAAGGAUCUGAACUGCUUCUACUUCAAUGAGAAUUACUACGGCCAGCAUGAACACGUUCUACACAAAAUUGAAGAGCGCAUUGGCGUCCCCCGAGGGAAGACGUGCAGUUUUCCCAAAAUUCCCCGCAAGUACGCCCCCCUUGACGAACUUAUAAACGCGGAGGACAUACCGAUCAUGAAGGUCCUGCAGCUUCAUUUGAACCAACAAAAUGCUCAAAAGCUUCUGCGCCGCUUAAAAAAAUGCAUACAGGGGAAUGACCCACUGCAAAUGCUGUACAACCUUGCCCUUGUUAGCAACAUGAAGUAUUUGCAUUUUCUGAGAAAAAUAAAUGAAGACGGGAAUGGAACGGUACACUUAUGUUCGCAUUCAAUUUUCCCACAUAAGCCAUUCAUUAUAAAGUUGAUAAAGAUACAGAAGCACAUCAAUGAAAAUUACGCUUUUAAAAAUAUUUUCGAUGAAAUAAAAUGCCUCCGAACAUUUCAACAUGUGCAUGGAAACAUAUGCCAAAUGUAUCAAUACGGGGUUAAAAAAAAUGGCGAUUGUAGAACCUUCACAUAUUACAUACUAAUGCAGCAUUAUGACGAUAAUUUAAAAAAUUAUAUAAAUUAUUUACACCAAGAUUACUUGCUAAGAAGAGAAAAAAUUGUGUGUGCAAAUUUGUUGCCCGUUUUGGGUCUCCAGGGAAUGGACAAAAAUGGACAUUUACUGUUCAGGAAAAAAAAAAUAUUAAAAACCAUAACAAAUGAAAUGCCACAAUGGAGGGGACAAUACAAAGAAGGACAAUACAGAAAAAUGAAUUUAUCAUUAUAUUAUGCCAUGUUGAGAAAGAGUAUCCGUAUGAGGGUAAUCCAGUUAAAAUACGUGGCGUAUGUUUUGCGGUUGUUCAAACAAAUUGUAAAAACAGUUAUGCGCAUACAUAAAAGACGCAUAACCCAUUUUGACAUUAACUCCAGUAACAUUUUGGUAAAUUACGACGGAUCUGAUUUGUCGCCAUUAAAUAAGAAAGCUCAUUUGGAUAGGUUUCCACGUCGUCGGAAUGGACUCCAAAAGAAGGGAAAAAACGCUCCCGAAUUGGGAAACAACCCCUCUUCCUCCUUGUUUGCACCCCGGAUGAGUUACCUGAGUCGUUCAGGCAAAAAAGUAAAAAAGAUACAAAUGGAAGGAAUGGCGAAAAUUGGAAGCACACAGGAAAUUUUAAACCCAUUGGAGAAUAACACAACGGGGGGGAUGAAUCUGGACAGAAUGAGCAUCGUGCCCACUUUGCAGUGUUGUGCUACACCUGUCCAAAGGAGAUAUAUGCCCACUAUGGGUGAAGUUCCUAACCUUCCAUCCAUCGUCAUUAACGACUUUGGAGAAAGUAAAGCCUUUUUCAGCAAUAAGGAUUUCCUAUUUUUUCGAACAAGCAGGGGACACGAAAUGAUGGCUGCGCCCGAGUUGAUGAAAAUGGGUGCGGGGAAAGAAAAGUGGGGAGGGGACACUGCCACUGAUAAUCACGUGUUCCGCUGCAGAACUGUGGGUUUAGCAACAAACCGGCUGCGCAGAGAAGGAGCCCACAAUCGAAUUACAACCAAUGUAGCGAACUUUAAAAUUGUUGUCCGGAUGGAAAGCAACCAAAGCAUUAUCGGCUUGAAGAAGAAAAAAAGUCAUAGCAAUGUAGGAGGAAGCGAUCUCCAUAAAUUGACCAUUCGGAAGGCGUCCCCAUUUCGAUGUUACAAACAGAUUGACGAAAUGAAGAGAAUGCUAAAAAAGAAGCUGUUGAAGAGGAGAACCUGUCACAGGAGAAGACGAGACAUUCAAAAAAGCGACGUGUGGUUACUUGGAUUUCUACUAUUCGAGAUGAUUACAAAUGAAGCAUUAACAAAUGAGUGCAAUAAUAUAUUUUUGUACAUAAAGAUUGAUCAGAGGAAAGACCUACUCGAUAAAAUGAUUAACAAAAAAAUUGACAAUAAUUUGAAAAAAAUUAAAAAAUUUUUCCAUUUUUUUUUCCAAUUUGACGUCAGAAAGAGGAAAACUAUGGAAGAAAUAUAUGUACACUGUGGCCAGCUCUAUCUUUAUUAUGACGCAAAGUUAAAGAGGCAUAGCGAAUUGCUAAAACGGAUCGAGGGAACAGGUGUGAAUAGUGUCUUUCCAGGGGAAAAACCUCAUAUGCUCAAUGAGAAGGGUGUCUUCCCUACGCGAGGGACGAAUAUUCAACCGUUGUUCCCGCAACACGUGGUAGUAAAAAGGAAGGGGAAUUACUCACUCCACACUUUGGAGUCUGCUGGUCAUUUAGUUACAAAUUAUCAGAAAGGCAAUGAAAUUCGAACCAAUGACAAGAAUAAGUUCGUCUCUUAUAUCGUUAUGAAGAACGGACAGUACGCAGAGCUGCCGCUCAACGUAUGUUACCCAUCAUGUACUAAUGGGCGCCCAUUCGAAAGGGUGCAAUCUGUGCGAAAUGCCAAAAUGCUGCUCCACGGGCUGGCUACACAUAACAUACUGAAGUUGGGCAAUGUUUACCUCAUUGCUCACAUGGACAGGGAAGCAAAAGACUUUAUCGGUUUGCCGUACUUGGGAGAAAGCACAGUUUUUGUUUUUCCCCCCAAGAUGAAUCAACAGCUAAUUUCUCUUUAUAACCAGAGGAAGAGACACAUUACGCGUAUUCCCAAUUUGAAUUUAAAAAAAAAACUGUUUUAUAAGAAAAACAAACACACAAAAAAUAAAUUUUUUAGGCAUCUCAACAAACUUACGGGGAGAGGUAGCCCCACGUGGAGCCACUUCUGUGAACAUAGCAAAAUGAAGAUCUACAAAAAUAAGAUGAAAAAUUUUGCUCAUUUUUUUGUUUUUUUUUUUAUGAACAUUCAGGUAAAAAUUCACCAGCUAGCCAAUUCGACGGAUAAAAAAAAAACUUUUUUUUUUAUUCUGGGAAAUGAAAAAAGUGACUACUAUGUUAACUCGGUCGAGAAAAUACAUGCAUUGAAGCACUAUAAUUGCGCAAACCUUUUUUUGUUUUGUUUUGUGUGUGCCACGUUGCAGGCAGAUCCAGUGGAUUUGUUUUUCCUUAUGCAAACGAGCGAGUCCUUUUCUUUGUCAGAAAUGGACAUGGACUUGCUGCGACUGCUUAUGCGCACCUUUUUUUUUUUAUGUUAA